AUGUGCAUAAACUUCGGCGGAUCGGAGACAGGAAAUUGCCCCGGGCAUAAGCGCCAUCAGGCAUAUUUUCACUUGGAUUGGCAAUUUAUAUUGGCACGAGCGGCCAAAUCGUAUGAUCCUCGCACAGAAUCUCAAGCUCCAGAGGCCAGCGGUGACUCAGGCGACUGUUGGUAUGAGCAGAUAAAGCUGGAAAAUAGCCAAGCUGGAAAGUUCACUGAUGCGUGCAAAAGGGGAAAAUAG
Messenger RNA from Protopolystoma xenopodis, 240 nucleotides. The record is from the annotation of a GenBank genome assembly. NCBI's taxonomy places the organism in Eukaryota, Metazoa, Platyhelminthes, Monogenea, Polystomatidea, Polystomatidae.